UUUCGCCUUACGUCACUGGGGACGUACUGCGUCGUUGCUGUGGUAACCACAACACCCCCAUUCAACCAACUAGAGAGAAAUCUGUGAUUAGAUUCUGCUAACAGUGACAGGAGCUGUAAUUAAACUGUUGGAGGCGCAGGGUCUUGUAGCUUUACGCGACGAAAGGAGAGGAGUCUUGACGACGUGUCUCAAAAUACUCAAAAUGAGUCAGUCUGAGCAGGAGGAUAGCAGACCUCCCAGCAGAGGAGAAGUAGAAGUGGAAGAACAAGAGGAGAAGGACACCCCUCUAACAGCCCUUGCACCUGAUGCUUCGCUCCCAGAGGAACUGCCCUCUGCCAUCACUGAUGUUUCUGCUAGUCCUGCUUUCCAGUGCCUAGAUGAGUUGGUGUCAUUGGGCAAGAUCAGCCAGACCAAAGCAGCCCAGCUGAAAGCCAGCUACAGGCUGCUGCAUGACACUCUGAAGCGCACACAGGACUCUGAGAUGCAGCGUUUGGGCGAGGCAAAGAGGUGUCGUGCUGAGCUGGAGAGACUGCAAGCUGAGGUGGAGAGAGCAGAGGAGCAGAGCACCUCUGAGGAGCCUGAAAGUGAGGUCAACGAACUGAGGCAACAGCUCCUCCAGGCAUACAAUGAACUGAAAGCUGCUGAGGACAGAGAGUACAAGACACAACACCAACUCAAGUGUCUCUGGGAAGAGAAGAGGUAUCUGGAGAAAGAGAAUGAGAUUCAGUCGAAACCUGCUGAGCUGGAGAGCAGAACAAAGGCCCUGAGGGACAAAUAUGAGGAUCUGAGGAAAGAGGUGGCCCAGAGACAAUUAGAAGUCAGAAGUCUGAUGGAAGAUGUGGAAACCCAUGGAAGUCAGAUAGUGAAAGAACAGAAAGAGCUGGAGGAUCAGAGGGAGAUCAUAGAGCUCAAAGAGGCUGAGAAAGCCCAGCUCAUCAGCGUACCUGACCAGAUUUUAGAGAAGAUUGAAAGGAAACGCUCCAAGAGGGAAGCAGCAAUGAAGAAGAUAGAAGCACUGAACACAGAGGUUUCAGAAAUGGAGCAGCAAGUGAAGGAGGUGGAAGAGCGUAACCACUCCCUCAGGAUGAAGAAGAAGGAGGCGAUGCAGGAGCUGGAGGCCCUCCAGGCCCAAGUAGAGGCCAGUCAGACAGAGUGCAGACAGCUGCUGAAAGAACAGGAGGUCAACAGGGAGGGGGAGGCUGAAUUCAUUGGGAGCAGAGGCAUCCUGGAAAUGAAGCUGCAGAACAUCAUGUGUGACAGAAAGCACCUGUACGAGAGCCAGUCUGUGCAGCUCAGGGAGAAAAAUAGGCAGAUGCAAACCCUCAAGAGGAUGGAGCAUGUGUUGACCAUGGCCACAGAGCAGCUCGAAAACAUACAGUCUGUCUACAAUGAGUUACAGGCACAGUUAGAUGCUCUCCCCAAAAGAGAGGCCAGUUAUCAGCAGAGGAUGGAGCUUCAGAAAGAGGUGGACGCUCUCAAAGUCAGCUUUGAAAAGCAGGUAUCAGUGGCUGAGGAGGAGAGCCAGAAGAAGCAGCAGUACGGGAUGAUUCAGGAGCUGCUGAGGGAGUCAAACGGCCUCAGAGAAGAACUGCAUAACCUCAGAUGUCUGACACAGAUCAAAGCCGAGGAGAGGGGCCAGAAGCACCGAGAGCUGCUCAGGGCUGAGCAACUGAACCAGCUCAUCCGGCACGAGCUGCGGGAAAAAGACCUGAUCAUCAUGGACCACAACAAGCUGAAUACUAUGCUACAGCGCAGAAUAUCACAGUACUCUAAACUGUGCGACAUGAUCGUGGAAGAGAAGAUGAAGUACAUCAAGUUGAAGCAGAUCGCCUCACAGACUAUCACAGAGCUGACAGAGCAGGUUAAAGUCCUGGAAAACGAGACAGAGAUCCAACGCACCAUAGUCAUCAACAAGGACAGAUCACUCACAAAGGCUCAUAUGAAGCUCUCUAAUAGCUCCAAACUGAGAGACAAACUGCACAAUGACAUCUCCAAGGUUGUAUGGAAGCACCGUGAGAUCAGUCAGCAGAGCGAGAACAAUAAACUGGAGCUGCUGAGACUCACGCAAAUGAUCAACCUCCAGGAGCAGGCGCUUCUGGAGAUGAAUAAGAGUCAAGAGUCUGCUGUACAGCGCCGCAAUUUUCUUGGCAUUCAGCUCUUGGAGCACGAGGAGGUGCUGCUCAACUACUACGACAAGGUGAACAUCCAAGAGGCAGCCAUCACUAAGGGCAACGUGGCGCUGGAGACGAUGGAGAAGGAGAUAAGAGACUUGCAGUUAGCCAUUAAUGAGGAGAAGAGGCAGAUAGACCUGAAGAAGAAAGACGUUCCCCUCAAGAGAAAGUUGGAAGAAGAGAUCACCGUGUUGCAGAUAGAGCUUUCAGAAGCAAGAGACAAGACACUUGAAUGUGUGAAUCGAACAGUUGAUUACAAAGAGUUGAAAGGCAAAGACCCAUCAACGGUAGAACUGGUCAAGAAAAUUGAGCAGCUUGAGGUGAAUCUAGCCGAACAUGAGAGGCAGCUGCUGGAAAAGGAGCUCCUGGUGGACCAGGUGACCCGGCUCUCAAAGCCACUCAGCGAGCAGGCGGAGAACUGCCAACAGGACAGACUCUCACUGGGAAAGAAGCUGAACGAUCUCCGAACUCAUAUAAUCAACACCAACCGUCGACUGAUGGCCGUCUCUGCUGAACUUUCUGUGAAGCAAGCUGCUGCUUUGUCUCAACAACAAGAGAUCAAGGAGAAAGAGCUCCAGAUGGACAGGUGCCAGAGGCGGCUGGAGCAGGGCCUGCCACCCUGCCCUGAGAUAGAGGAGGAGUGGAGGAGGAUGCUCCGGGACAAGAAGAGGAGGCAGAGGGACAAAGAGGAGAGAGAGAGGCUGGCCGAAGAAGAGUGGAACCAGUUGCCUAACGGACAGUACACCACAGCCGAGUCCCGUCCCAACGCGUACAUCCCCGAGACCGACGCGCUCCCUCUGCCCAAACCGUACGGAGCCCAGGCCCCGUUCAAACCGGGCCAGCCGGGAGCCAACAUGAGACACAUCCGUAAGCCCACAGUCAAACCCUUAGAGAUCUAGAAUAAUGAAAUGUGCACAUUAAGACAGCUGUGUCAUCAAGUCGCUGGUUUUGGCUGAUUUUUAUUCAAACUCCUUUACACACAUUUCAUCUUCACUCGAGGAAUCAGCAGAAAUUCAGAAACAAAUGAGAAUCAGAAUUUUUCACUUUGUUUUCUGGUGCAUUUUUCUGCAUUUUGGUUCGUUCCUAUCACACAUUUAUUGAUCCAUCAGCUCUCCUGCUCUUUCCUUCCUCCACCUCUCUGCCUCUUGUGUAUGUUUUUGUUCUGACUGUCCAGCAUACCACUGCUGUUUUGUCAUGUGUGUGUGUGCUUGUGGACUUGCAUCUGGUUGUGAUUUUGUUUCCUUUUUUUGACAUUUACUGGCAAGAGCUUGUUUACACUCUGCUUGCAGUAAGACUAAGUGUUGUAGGAGAGUGGAGGGAAAAGAAACUUCUCUUGUAUCAUGUCUGUGUCUGUUUCUGUGUUUAGCAACACAUCUUUAGUCUCUACUACAGAUAAAUUCACUUCACAUAUUUCUACAUAUUCUUUAGUCUUGUUGCCAUUUCUUCCCUCACACUUGUAAUCUUGCAGCUGAUGAAUAAAUUGGAAUUGGUUUAAGCUCUAA
Lates calcarifer (barramundi perch) is the source of this 3673-nucleotide messenger RNA. It is a transcript of the gene ccdc146, whose product is annotated as coiled-coil domain containing 146. Bases 203 to 3070 code for a protein of 955 amino acids. Gene Ontology annotation, cellular component: cytoskeleton. The transcript has 23 exons. Lineage: Eukaryota; Metazoa; Chordata; Actinopteri; Centropomidae. The record is from RefSeq and is a predicted model, not a curated record.